Messenger RNA from Corythoichthys intestinalis (scribbled pipefish), 6525 nucleotides. Its product is annotated as sodium-coupled neutral amino acid transporter 3-like. Lineage: Eukaryota; Metazoa; Chordata; Actinopteri; Syngnathiformes; Syngnathidae. Gene Ontology annotation, biological process: L-glutamine transport; asparagine transport; histidine transport. The transcript has 18 exons. The record is from RefSeq and is a predicted model, not a curated record. Gene Ontology annotation, molecular function: L-histidine transmembrane transporter activity; L-asparagine transmembrane transporter activity; L-glutamine transmembrane transporter activity. The coding region runs from base 894 to 2465 and encodes 523 amino acids. Gene Ontology annotation, cellular component: plasma membrane.
GCAGAUGACCUAGAAAAAGGAGCGAAAUCACACCCACGCAUAGGAUGUGCGCACAUGACUUCAAUCCGCCGUACACAUUGUUGCUUGCGCAUCAAGUGACGUAAAUACAUUGCAAUUGGACAGGUUCGGCCGGGAGGUCCACGUGAGUUAUAUUUUUGGAUGCUGUUAAAGGAGACGUCCUCGGGUUAAUGUUAUGAAAAAAGUGUGUAUGACGUCCUCGCGCCCAUUCACAGCUCCGUCAACUCACUGCGCAUGCGUGAGCAAACAGGCGGUAAACCCACGGCGAUAAAUUCCCAUACACAAUUUAUUACCUCGCCGCAGAUGAGCAUGUAUUUUUUUUCUUUUUAAAUUGUGAUUUGACCUUUGCAUCGUCUCGACAAUAGAAAUACAGUAUGGCAUUCGUGUAAGGAUUGGGAAGGCGAAGGAAAGAAGCGUGGUGGGAGAGGAGGGGGCGGCUGGGGGCUCCAUCAACAUUCCCAACAAUCAUUUUGAUUGGAGUCGUCGCCGUGCGUGCGAUAGGCGGGCCGAAAAAAAAGCGCUCUUCACAUCCCUCAUCGAACGGGAUUAGGGCCGGGGGGAGGUAAAACACAUGCAGGGGUACGACGGCGGACUGGGCUGAAGACAGGACGACGCGAGACAGAGCGAUCCAUCUCGUGCGGAGAUAUUCCAGAGUUGGAGGACACUUUGACUUCUCUGCAUCCCGUGCGAUGACGGAGAGGCAGAUGCCAACAGAGGGUGGCACUUUGUUUUGGGGCACAUGACUGAGCGAGGAGAACUCUGGCAUUAUACAACAGUUGGCAGGUCCCCGGUGGAAAGUAAGAAUCUUAAUCUCCAAGUGAAAGACUACAAGUGAAGCAGGUUUUCCUUACAUAGCCACCAAGACAGCAGAAGACAUGAGCGAGGACAAGCCUGCUGAGAGUGCGGAGACAGCCCCCUCUGAAACAAACGCUCUUCCCAAUGGGAAAGGUCACGAUGCGGUCGAUGAGACGACUGCAUCAUCCAAAACAUCACCUGUGGAUGAUGGCCCAACAGAAACGGCACCCAACAGUGGCCAGAAUGUUAGUCCCAACAGGACUGAAAAUGCAGAGGCCAACCAGCCAGAAGGAAACGAGUUCAUAUCAGGCGCCGAGAGCAAAACAACGCGAUUUACUGAUUUUGAGGGAAAAACAUCAUUUGGAAUGUCCGUCUUCAACUUGGGCAAUGCAAUAAUGGGAAGUGGAAUCCUCGGACUGGCGUAUGCGAUGGCCAACACAGGAGUCGUUCUCUUUUUGGUUCUCCUAACAGUGGUGGCCGCCCUUUCAUCGUAUUCUAUUCAUUUGCUGCUCAAGUCGUCUGGUAUUGUUGGUAUCCGUGCUUAUGAGCAGCUUGGCUUCAGGGCUUUUGGCACCCCAGGGAAGAUGGCAGCAGGUAUCGCCAUCACAUUGCAAAACAUUGGAGCGAUGUCCAGUUAUCUGUAUAUAGUCAAGUAUGAAUUUCCGCUGGUCAUUCAAGCCUUCCUUAAGGUGGAUAAGCCUGCAGGAGAAUGGUACUUGAACGGCAACUACCUUGUGAUCAUUGUGUCCAUCGCUGUGAUCUUGCCACUGGCACUCAUGAAGCAGCUUGGGUAUUUGGGAUAUACAAGUGGCUUUUCCUUGAGCUGCAUGGUGUUUUUCCUCAUAGCGGUUAUCUACAAGAAGUUCAAUGUACCCUGUCCAUUCGUGGACUUUGCCAUCAAUGGCACUGCCGGUGGCCUCCUUAACAUCACUGAUCCCGGUGGAGAGGGUGACCCUUCCUGCGCGCCAAAAAUGGCCAACCUCAACUCCCAAACUGCCUACACCAUCCCCAUCCUGGCCUUUGCCUUUGUGUGCCACCCUGAGGUGCUGCCCAUCUACACAGAGCUACGCAACCCCACCAAGAAAAAGAUGCAGCAUGUGGCCAACAUGUCCAUCGCAGUCAUGUACGUCAUGUAUUUCCUGGCUGCUCUUUUUGGAUACUUGACCUUCUAUGGCGAAGUGGAGGCCGAACUGCUUCACACCUACAGUCGCAUUGAUCCAUACGACACGCUGAUUUUGUGUGUGCGAGUUGCCGUGCUUACUGCCGUCACACUCACUGUGCCCAUCGUGCUCUUUCCCGUGCGAAGGGCCAUCCAACAGAUGAUGUUCCCAAACAAGACCUUCAACUGGCCACGCCACAUUGCCAUUGCCUUCACUCUUCUCACGUUCAUUAACUUGCUGGUCAUUUUUGCCCCGAACAUCUUGGGCAUUUUCGGGAUUAUAGGUGCCACAUCCGCCCCUUGUUUGAUCUUCAUCUUCCCUGCUGUCUUCUACAUUCGUAUUGUACCCAAAGAAGAGGAGCCACUGCGCUCAACCCCCAAAAUCCUGGCGGCCUGCUUUGCUGGGCUCGGCUUCCUGUUUAUGAUAAUGAGUCUGAGCUUUAUCAUUAUUGACUGGACUUCAGGCAGCAGCAAAGCCAGUACUGGCCACUAAAUAGGCCUCCAACCCUGUCCAUAAGUUCAAUUUUCCUUUUGGUGGAUUUAGUUUACGCCUUGUUCAUUAUGUUUUUACUUUGGAUCUUCCAUAGACAGUUUUGGAAGAAUGACAGGUUUCAAAGGACUUCAUGUCUCUGCACAAAAGCAGGACUCCAUGUGUCUGCACAAAACAAACUCGGUACUGUAAGUCCUGCACACAGCACUACCGGCCAGACAGAUGUCUUUAUGGAGGGGGGGUGGGGUGAAAGUGUGUGCCUUGUGAUGAGAUCUGUAGAUGACGUCUGUUAAGAUGAAAAAGCAACACUGAAGGAAGCUCCUUCCUGUCUUUGUUCAUCUGUACCUGUGAUGAUGAUGAACAUACGGCACACAACUUAGUACUGCUGAAAUAGCACUGCACACAUUCCUUUUGAGCCAGUUGAACUUCAAAAGUGUCUGAAAUUAAGAGAAGUUUCUAUAAUUAAACCUUAAGCUUCCAUCCAAGCCCUUGUGUAGCACAGACAAAGCACAUUUUCAACAACAUUCCUUCCUCUUCAAUCAGUAUUUUAUGAUCGACUGGAUGUUUUUAUUGUGUAAAAAGUAGGUUUGCUCGUAUUUCUUUGAAUUAAUUCCUGGCCUUCCUACAAUAAUUUAAAAAGAAUGAUUAUUCAAGUGGUGUCUUGAGAUACAAGUUUAAAUUCUUCCAUGACGAUGACAGGACAAUUGAAAGUUUAUUUUUCCUAUGUCAAUUAGUUGUUCCCCCAGCCUCCCAAAGAAAAACAAAAACAUUUUGGAAAAUGGAAAAUGUGCUCUUGAAUUAUCAUUAAGAAAACUCUUUAAUGCACUCAAUAAAAACUUACACGUUUUCGUUUUUAUACAAUUUGUAACAUUACCGUAGUUUAGUAACUAGUAAGUGGCCAUAGUUGUUGACAUCGCAGGGCAGCGACGUCACAUGGUUACGCUGCCGGGCUUCCAGAGUAUAACCCUAGCGACAUAAACAUAUCAUCUGUUCAACCCUUUCAAUUUGAACCAGAGAGGAACAUUAAUGAGGAGGACAGCACUGUCGAUAUUUCACAAAACGAGCAGCAAAAGCAAAAUAAAUAGGAAAGACGGGAUGAGAUGAGACAGGGAAAAAAACGGUGUUCUGCGAAAAUGUGCUACACCUGCGAAUUUGACACCCAAAGUACCACCGUGCGCUUUCAGCUUGUUUUGUUUAGAUUGAUACAGACAGAAAAUACUAAUAAUGCCUUGAGAAAAUACUUAAACUUAGUAAUAUCAAAUAAGGGUGGUUUAAAUAUGCUACGUGACUAAUGUGGUCAAUAGAUCAACAAUCUGCUUUCAAGCUACCACAAGAAAACACAAUGCUUAAAAGUAUGAGAGGGAAACACAUGCAAAAAGUAUUUUGAGGCAAUGAAAACGUAAUAAAAGACUCAAUAAAAACACAAAUAGUAAGUAAUCGGCGCUUUUAACCGAUGAGCGCAUGUGUUGGACGUCUCGCCACGUAGAAGGGAUUUGCAGUAUCCCGGUGUUCGGCCAUUCCUUACUACGCGGCGAAACGCCCCUACACAAUGCUCAGCAUGUAUUAAAUAUUAUAGAUGUUUGAAUCAAUUGCCAUAUUUUUUGUAUUUCUAACAGCAUAUUUUAGUAAAAGAGAACAACUGUGGCUUAUUAGAGCCUACGAGGUUCCCUUUAAACAUGCUUACUGUCCCACUGAAUUACUUUUAAACAACAAUAACGCCGCAAAAUGCUUGUCUUCUCAUUGAGUGAGUCCACUCAAAUCCACUCACGCUGCUCACUACCACACAAACAAUGAGUCACCACAGCAAACUACCACUAGUUUUUAACAAGCUCCACGAGCUCAUACAUUCAGCGCCUUUCAUGGUAGGCGCUCCCAAGCUUCUCUGGCAAGAUCAAAGCUUCAGAGCUGUCACUCAUCGUUAACUUAGCAGGCAGCUGUUUGGUGAGCAAGAAAAGCAGCAGGAAGGAGAUGUAAGAGGCUGUGCGUGAUUGGAUCGGGACAUCGCUAUAAAAUACUCUAUUAUUUUUAAUUGGAAAAAAAAAAAUCCGCGAUGGACUGAGUGUGUGAAAUUUGAAGCGUGAAGUAGCGAGGGAUCACUGUACUGUAUUUCACAACAGAAUCACUAGGCUGCAGUAAAGUAGUCACCAUAACAUUUGCCUGUGAGUACUGUUAUAUAUGUAUCUACAUAAGUUGCUACACUGAUUAUGAUAAUAGUGCAUUGGAUUUUAUUUUUCGCUUUUCAGGACACUCAAAGACUUUGCAUCAUUCAUUAACGCUACACAAUAAGGUACCAUCGUUUUUUCGGCUGCCCUUUGGCAGACUGACAAGAGCAAGGCAGCCAGUUCGCUACCAACCACUCAAUCUCGCGCCGCAUUAUGUUCAAAUAUCUGUUAUUUGCAGAACUAUAACACCACAAUACUGAUAUGUUAGCCUGCUAUGGCCUUUUGCAUUGUUUGCAAGCACAAAUCUAGUCAUAUUUUGAUAAUAUAUAAUAUAAUAGGAAAUAUACAAUGUUUGACUCUCUUUGUUUUAUGUUUUAUUUUGAUAAUACACUUCAACAUAGAGUGGCAGUAAACAGGCUUGAGGCUUCUUUUGUUUUUUUUUGUCAACAAAGUUGACUUGAAUUCACUGGUACUGUAAAGCGCUGCUAUCUCAAAUAUCUGCUGUAAAGUUGAGGCAAAAAUUUAGGCAAACAAUGGAAUUUAUCUAAAAAAAACUCAUGUGGCUCACUCUUAUCUCAAGGCACCACUUUUUUGUUGUUGUUGAAGAUUUGUUUUUAAUGAUUACCUAUACUGAAGACCUCAAAAACGUUACCUCUCUGUGUUCCUCCUCGAUGAUUUAAAACAACAAAAACAGUACAGAACGUGUGUUAUUUCAUACAUAACCACAUAAGUAACAGGGUCCAUUCAAACAGUGGCUUUCGACAGUUGUGUCUUCAUUAACGAUAAAUGAUAGACAUGCAAUAGUGUUAGCAUCGUCGCUGUUUAGCAAAGCACUUUCUUUGACUAAAAGCACAACAUCUCGUAGCCGUUCCAACUGACUGAUUGUGUGUGAAACACGUUCGAUGUGUGUGUGUGUCCCUUUUGUAUAACACGAUAUAUGCUGUAUUAAUCAAUCUACUGUAAAUUCCACAUAAGUAGCAACGCGUCAGUGAGUGUUAUAUCAAAUGUUACUUGAAUUAACAUGAACUAUCCUAACGUUUCUCUCCUGAUCUAUUUAAUAGAGCAAAGGUGAACAAUUUACUGUAGUUGGACGUAUUGGUGCAAGUUUUUAAUAUUUAUGAAAGAAAACAUCACAAUUAUGGUGACUAUAUAAUGUGGUGUUGUUAAAUUUGAACUUAUACUCAAACUGCAGUACUACAACUCGAGUGUGAAAGCAAUUGUUUAUGAUGUCGCCAGUUGUGCACAGUUGGCUGAUGCUGCUCAAAAUCAUUAGUGAUCUUGUUAACCUUUCUGUAUUUUUAAAAAAUUUUUUUAUAAAUUGUUAAACCGGUCAGUGCUGUGUGUGUGUUGUUGUGCUUUCAGUUUUUACACAGCAAAUGUUGUCUGUUCCCAUUUUAUUAUUUACUGUGUCUCUGCUUAUGAAGUUUUUCUAAUAGUAUACAGAGCGAUUAAUUUGGGUCAGCCGCUGUGUCCGUAGGGAUUCAAAUGGGUCUCCACAAAACUCCACAAAAAUGAAAAAUAUUAAUAACUGUGGUCUGUGAAAUUCUGUAUCGGUGGAUGAUGCAACAAAACCUCUUUGAUUCCUUUGCCAGUUCUCAGUAAUCUUUGUGAUGUAUUAAAUAAAAUGUAACAUUAAACAGUGACAUUGGCCAGCAUUUAUAAAUAAAAAUGUAAAUACAUGUAAACCCUUUAUAUCCAAUAUGCAUAUUAUCCAGUUUGUAUAAUGUAUAUAGCAGUUAUAGUUUUAGCCCCCCCCAAAAUAUAUAAAAACUUUUAAAAGUGCUUUUAAACCUCUUGUCCUUCAAUUGGUGUCUAUUUUCUUGUAUGUCUAUAUUUUAAUAUAUCAAUGGCAGUAUUGUACUGUAAACGAUGUUGCAAUAAAGAUAAUGAAGUACCUCUUC